AUGAGUGCGAAAGGUAAGGCCAAGAACUCCACAGGUGACCGCAAUUCCCUGGCUGCCGCUCUCCGGAGCCGCGGUGGAGCCACUCAGGCCACCAAGCCCGGUCGGAAAAGGCCCACGCGAGGUCGAAGCCGACAUAGUGAGGUUGAGCAAAGCAGCGCUACGAGCAGUGCCAGCGCCACCAGCAGCACCAGUGCUACCAGCACCAGUGAAAAGAGGCCAACGAGCUGGGCCCCCAAUGCUACGAUCUUGGCCGAACAGUUCGGCGACUUGCUACACCGUGGAAUGGAAGCUGCCGGACAAUGGCGCGUGAGUCAGGAGGUCGCUGCGUCUGCGAGGCGGGCCAGCGCUGACCGCCAUGGUCAGCGUCCCGAGCGUCCCGAGCGUCACGAGCCACGGCACCUUGGAGGUGCACAGCAGCGCCUUCAGUGUCGACUUCAGGAGUGGUUUGCCAAGCAGCAGGAAUUUCAAGGCGCUCCCCCACGACUGACCAGCCCGUUGUUCCCAGUCCAGCGUGGCCCGAUGGUGUACGCGCAGGUGUUGCUGGUCUGGCGUGGGAUUGAAAUUCAACUUCUGCUUGGUCCAUCUGAAAGGGACCCAGAGUUCGCCAUCUUUGACGCCAGGACGGAGUGUCACCUGGUGGAGGUGGGAGAUAGCAUCCGUGGGGCCCUGGAGGAAUGCCUGGAAGAACCGCUGGAGGUCUUUAUGGAGUCAUUGAUGCCAGUCGAUGAAGAUAUCUCUGAGGAAGCUAGCGUCCUUGAGCGUGAGGAUGCCCUGGUUCAGUUCAUUUGCAACAGGCCAGCCAUGCAUCGCUUGCAGAAGGCGCCGAAUGGCAUUGCUUUUGCCUGGGAUUUCCCUCUUUCGCGUCAAGAACGGAUGGAAUUCUUCCUGGUGAACACGCUGGCGCAAGAACAAUCCGAAGCUGAUCAGCAAGAGCUACAGGAGGAGACCUCCGUGCGCCGCCGGCGCUGGUCCCGCGCCUCGGAACGCUCUAGCUGA
Cladocopium goreaui is the source of this 996-nucleotide messenger RNA. Lineage: Eukaryota; Dinophyceae; Suessiales; Symbiodiniaceae. The record is from the annotation of a GenBank genome assembly.